This is a messenger RNA of Aphis gossypii (cotton aphid), 372 nucleotides long. RefSeq lists its product as uncharacterized. Lineage: Eukaryota; Metazoa; Arthropoda; Insecta; Hemiptera; Aphididae. The record is from RefSeq and is a predicted model, not a curated record. The annotation marks the transcript as partial. The transcript is spliced from 2 exons.
AUAGCACGAACAGAAUCAAUAAAGACGUACAAGGAUGCCUUAGCUAGGGUAAUUUCGAAAGGAAAUAUUGAAGAUAACGUUUCAAACUCAAUAACAUUGACGGAAGGAAAUUACACGUAUACGAUUCGGUGUCCAGUAGCGCCAAAAUGCGAUGACUACUACGUCAUCCAACAUUAUAAAACUAGUGCUAUUAAAGACAUUCCGUCACUUGAAAGAUGGAAACAUUCUGAAGCUAGCGUGAAGUUGUAUACUUGCAAUACCUAUCCUGCUGAUAAUGAAAUAUCAAAUAAAAUAAACGAAUUUAUUCGUUCAAUUUUGAAUCGAUGUUCAUCGGAUCCAAAACGAAAGAUUGUAAAAAACAGCAAAAAAUAA